ACGUCCCCCACCAUGACUGAAGCUGUUGGCGACUUCGGCCUCAUCGGCCUGGCUGUCAUGGGCCAGAACUUGAUCCUCAAUGCCGCCGACCAUGGAUUCACAGUCAUAGCAUUCAACCGAACCGUUUCCAAGGUCGACCGAUUCUUGAACGAUGAGGCCAAGGGCAAGUCCAUCGUCGGCGCUCACUCUAUCAAGGAGUUUGUGCAGAAGCUCAAGAAGCCGCGACGUAUGAUGAUGCUCGUCAUGGCCGGUAAGCCCGUCGACGACUUCAUCGAGCUGCUGCUCAACGAGGGCGGCGUCGAGGAGGGCGACAUCAUCAUCGACGGCGGCAACUCCCACUACCCCGACACGAACCGCCGAACGAAAUAUUUGGCGUCUAAGGGCAUCCGCUUCGUCGGCACCGGCGUGUCCGGAGGAGAGGAGGGUGCUCGAUACGGCCCUAGUAUCAUGCCCGGUGGCAACGAGGAGGCGUGGCCAUACAUCAAGGACGUGCUCCAGUCCAUCUCCGCCAAGUCCGAUGGCGAGGCCUGUUGUCAGUGGGUCGGAGAUGAGGGUGCUGGCCACUACGUCAAGAUGGUCCACAACGGUAUCGAAUAUGGUGACAUGCAGCUGAUUUGCGAGGCAUACGACAUCAUGAAGCGCGGCCUUGGCAUGAAGGACAAGGAGAUCGGUGACGUCUUGGCCGAAUGGAACAAGGGCGUCCUGGACUCCUUCCUCAUUGAGAUCACCCGCGACAUCAUGUACAAGAACGACGAAAAGGAUGGUAUGCCGAUCGUAGAGAAGAUCCUUGACUCUGCUGGCCAGAAGGGUACCGGCAAGUGGACCGCCAUCAACGCCCUAGAUCUCGGCAUGCCCGUCACUUUGAUUGGAGAGGCUGUCUUCGCGCGCUGCUUGAGUUCGCUGAAGGCCGAGCGUGGCCGCGCUGCAAAGGUCCUCGAUGGACCGACCCCAAGCUUCUCAGGCGACAGGAAGCAGUUCAUCGACAACCUCGAGCAGGCUCUGUAUGCGUCCAAGAUCAUCUCAUAUGCUCAAGGUUUCAUGCUGAUCCAAAACGCUGCCAAGGAGUACCACUGGAAGUUGAACAAGCCCGAAAUCGCGCUGAUGUGGCGUGGUGGCUGCAUUAUCCGAUCUGUCUUCCUCAAGGACAUCACCAAGGCCUACCGUGCCAACCCCGACCUCGAGAACCUCCUGUUCGACGACUUCUUCAACAAGGCCAUCCACAAGGCGCAAGCUGGGUGGAGAGACGUUGUCUCCAAAGGCGCGCUCUGGGGCAUUCCCACUCCUGCGUUCAGCACCGCUCUGAGCUUCUACGACGGCUACCGCGCCAAGGACCUGCCCGCCAACCUCCUGCAGGCGCAGCGCGACUACUUCGGUGCCCACACCUUCCGCGUCAAGCCAGAAUACGCGAGCGCAGACUAUCCCGAGGGCAAGGACAUCCACGUCAACUGGACCGGAAGGGGAGGAAACGUUUCCGCCUCGACAUACAACGCAUAAGGGGUGGAAUACCUAGGUAGCUUGAGGUGCAUUGAACGGCAGCGGUUCGCUGCCCGGUAUUUGCGUGCAAAAGUCUGCAUAUAUGAAUAAACAAGACUGCCCCUGUCUAGAGUAAAAG
This is a messenger RNA of Trematosphaeria pertusa, 1612 nucleotides long. RefSeq names its product decarboxylating 6-phosphogluconate dehydrogenase. The transcript has 11 exons. Gene Ontology annotation, molecular function: phosphogluconate dehydrogenase (decarboxylating) activity; NADP binding. Gene Ontology annotation, biological process: pentose-phosphate shunt; pentose-phosphate shunt, oxidative branch. Bases 13 to 1494 code for a protein of 493 amino acids. NCBI's taxonomy places the organism in Eukaryota, Fungi, Ascomycota, Dothideomycetes, Pleosporales, Trematosphaeriaceae. Gene Ontology annotation, cellular component: cytosol. The record is from RefSeq and is a predicted model, not a curated record.